GUCAACCUCUUUAUUAUUGUUAUUAGCGUGCUCCGUUGCAUCAACCUGCUCUUGAAAAACUAAGCUGAUAUUUCACCAAAUUUCAUCAUGCCAAAGGUUCGGAGAAGUCGGAAAAGGACUCCAGAAGGAUGGGAACUAAUUGAACCUACCCUUGAUGAAUUAGAUCAGAAAAUGCGAGAAGCUGAGACUGAACCACACGAAGGCAAGCGUAAGGUCGAAGCACUCUGGCCGAUAUUCAAGAUUCAUCAUCAGAAAUCAAGAUACAUAUAUGAUCUAUUCUACAGAAGAAAAGCUAUUAGUAGAGACUUGUAUGAAUUCUGCAUCAAGGAGGGCUAUGCCGAUAAGAAUCUGAUUGCUAAAUGGAAGAAGCAGGGGUACGAGAACCUUUGCUGUCUGCGCUGUAUCCAGGCCAGGGAUACUAACUUUGGAACCAACUGCAUAUGCAGAGUACCCAAGAACAAGCUGGAGGAGGGCAGGAUAGUAGAAUGUGUACACUGUGGAUGCAGAGGAUGUUCAGGUUGAUACUACGACAGAGGUGCAAUCAAACAGAGUGGUAUGGACUAUGGGAGAGGAGUUAAAACGGAUUCAAAACAGCAUCGCAACUACAAGAGAUAGAGGAGCGUGACCUGACGCCAGUAAUACACAGAGAUUAGCAAUCAGCGUGGGACAUUUUUUUAAAGAUCGAUUGCAUUGACUACAUUAUCUACAAUUAAUCGUAAAAAUCAAGCAUACAAUUAAUUGCCAACCUUUGUGUUACAGGCAACUGGUUUUACUGUGGAUAUCAUCUUUUCUCUCUCCAGUUUAAUUCUUCUUCUUCCGGAAACAGUACAGGCCACCGUCUGGUGUACUGUCAUACUGGUAUUUGCGUUGACUUAGUUCCUGCUUUUGGAAGUUCAGUUAAGUCUGCCAUCGUUGACCAUCUAAUUGGGAUUGUCAUUUUUCUUCAAGCAAUCUGCUUAUGAUGACAAUCCUCCUGCAAAUUGUGAAUAUCAUAUAAUGAUUUGGUAGUUAAUCAUUUUUGUCUGGAAUUAUAUCUUUUAGUACACUUUAUUUAUGAUUCAUGCCAAAAAUGCUAACAUAUUAUGUUUAUUAUGUUAUCGAAAAUGUAUUAUACGAAUGUUCCAUGGAUGCAGAAGAAAACAAUAAAUCAAAUCUAUAAUUCUAAGAACGGGUCAAGUGGAAGCAAUUUUUCAUACCAGGGGGUGUUUCACAGAGAUUUAACCCAAUGAUCCCCCCAGUUAAAUAAAGGUUAACUCUUUGUGAAUUGCACUCAGAAAAUUCAGACUAUUUACAUGAUAUUGGAUGGUUCAGAAUGGAAUACCAGAAAUAUUUCAAGAGUUUACGAUUCGUGGAAUAUUUCCGGUAUUCCAUGAAGUAAAGCCAUCCAAUAUAAUUCAUAUCAUCUAUCCGCCCCCCCCCCCUAAACAAGAGGGAUGAAUUUGCUUGAACUAGUCAUGUCACUUAACCUUGGCAUCAUCACUUAAUAAGAUCAAUUUUGUCAUUGACAUGCGACUUACAUGUAUUUCAUUAUGACGUCAUCGAGUGUGAUCAUGCUCUAUGCUGCGCAUCGCAUUGCUUUCAUUGUUAGAUGCAAUGCAUAUUUCACGCAUGUGCACUAGACUGUUGAAUGCAGUGUCAUAUUCAACCGCAAAUUUUGUACAGGAGCCUUUGGGAUAUUUGUCAGAUUUUGGUCCUUUUAGGGAUUCACUCUGAUAUUGAACGGGCCAUUGAUGCAGAACAAAAUACGCAUUUUUAAUGUAUCACUAAAGCACUCUAUAAAGAUGAUAAUCAUUCAUUAAUAACAUCUUUAAGUCAUUUCCCCUCAAAUUGAAGAGGUUUUCUGAGAUUCCAAGAGGCAUGACAUUGGUAGAUUUCCAAUACUAUUAGUUACACCCUGCUUGUUCACGUCAUACAGGAAAUAUCUACGUUCUGGUUCCAUAUUCCAUGACGCCAGAGGCUGAAUGGAAUAUGGAACCAGAACGUAGUAUUUCCCUUUUGUUGUAAGAACAAGCAGGGUGUAAUGAUUUUAUCUCUUUAAGUGUAUCCUUAUAUUAUUGCAGAAUAAGGGAAAUCAAUAGAAUAGAUCUUUAAAAAAAGAAGCAAAACCCUGCAUUUUGAGUGUUCUUUGAAAGGAAGUCAUUCAUGACAUUGCAAUGAUCACAGUAAAAAUAAUGCGCACUUUGCCAUUGAAAUUGAUGUGCAAAUAGUAGUGCGCAGCACGAUGCUUAAAUACGCACGUAAUACAGCCUCAUAUUACGUGGCUGAAAUCAGCACUGGGCAUGCGCGUAACAAUGAAAACAUUAAAACAACAACAGCUAAACAUCAAAAGGUAAUACUUGCUCAAAUUUCCUGUUUGAUCUUUGUAACCAAGUAAAAUAGGUAAAUACGGGUUUGUCUUACAAACAAAUCGACCAAUCAGAUUACAGAAUUCAUAAGAAAUAUGGUCCACUAAGAGAUAAAUGUUUGUAUCAAUAAUUUGCUACAUUUUGAUGAAGAUUCAGUAGUUCCUAUGAUGGGAAUAUCUGAAAUCAGUCUAUUAGGAUGUCUUGAAUGUGAUUUUAGUUCUAUUAACAUUAUUAAAGAUGUUUGGCCAUUUCUAUCAUUUCCCAAUUACAAAGACAUGUAAAUUUUGGGUAUUUGAUAAUAAUACCUUUUUGUUCAUUGGUGACUGUAUGCAUAACGCAGUAGCUUGAUGGUGUACAGGGAAAGACAAGAGUUCAAAAUCAAUCUUUCUGGAGAGUCGUGUUCAUACUACAUUAGCACUUUUUAUUCACAUUUGCAUGUCUCUUAUCAUGGGCGGAAAUCUGUCCCCAAAGUUAGGGGGACCAGGGCCUGGAAAAUUUGACAAGCCCCCCCCCAAAAAAAAAAAGGUUUUCACCCAAAGUGGAAGGUCAUUUAGUCCAAAAUACAUGUAUUAUAUUUCGAUUGUGAAGUGAUGUAUUUUUCUCCAUCAUAAAAGACCAAAAAUAGUAGGGGGGAUAUUUGAUAUUGUGUCCCCCUACUAUUUUUGUUAGGGGGGACACGUCACGUCCCCCCUGGGAUUUCAGCUCAUGUCUCUUAUUAAACAUUGAGAUCACCCAAGAGCAUUUAAUUUUUUUGUUUGUGAGGUAGAUGGGCAUAGAGGAUUCCCCUAGUAAUACUCCAACCUCCUCUUCUCUUUUUAUGUUUGAAUCUUGAAUGAACUUCUGUCAUGGUCACAUGGCAUUGUAUAUGUAAAUAAUUUUGUGAAUAAAGCAGUAUGAAUUUUUACAA
Messenger RNA from Lytechinus pictus (painted urchin), 3252 nucleotides. Its product is annotated as protein BUD31 homolog. The transcript has 4 exons. The record is from RefSeq and is a predicted model, not a curated record. Bases 88 to 522 code for a protein of 144 amino acids. Lineage: Eukaryota; Metazoa; Echinodermata; Echinoidea; Temnopleuroida; Toxopneustidae. Gene Ontology annotation, biological process: mRNA splicing, via spliceosome. Gene Ontology annotation, cellular component: nucleus; spliceosomal complex.